CUGAGAGACCUGCAAUGGAAAAGCCCAUCAAAGAAGGAAUACUUCACAUACAGCAGUACAAAUUUGGGAUGAAAAUUUGGAAGAAAAGUUGGUUUAUGUUGUAUCCAGGGAGUUCACAGAGCAUUGCCAGGCUGGAGCAAUCAGAUGCAAAAGAAGGCAGCAUCUCCAUGGACAAAUCUAUUUCCAAAAAGGUGGAGAGGAUAAUUCGUCUGUCCAACUGCAUCAGCAUCUGUCAGAUACAAGUGGAAAACACUCCUAAAGAUAUGUCUGCAUUCUGCAUUAGCACCAUGGAUAAAAACUGGAUAUUGGCAGCUCCAAAACAGGACCUGAUGCAGUGGAUCAACUGUCUGUGUGAGCUGGCAUUUGGGAAUGCCACUGUGAGAAAGAAAAGUGAAGAUUUUUCUGCGUCAAGUUCCAAGUUAUCCAGUGACUCAUUUUCAAUGAAAGAUAAUGAGCUUUACUCGUCCAUAGCUCAAGCUAUGCCUGAUAACCAUUUCACUGUGACCGUGCAGAAGACGGCUGCUACAACUAGAUGCAAUCUUCAAGGAAAGCACACAUUGAUUGUUGGUAAGGACAGCCUGGUCUUGAAAGAUCCUGUGACUAAGAAAGUUGUCUAUAAGUGGCCUUACCAACUUCUGCGGAGAUAUGGAACAGAUCAGGAAGCAUUCAUGUUUGAGGCAGGCAGAAGAUGUGAUUCAGGAGAAGGGGUAUUCUUAUUCAACACAAAGGAAGAUGGAAAAAUUUACAACAUUGUUGAUACAGUUGUUAAAGCAUUAGAAUCCAACAAAGAACAUCAGCCAUUGAAAUCAACCUCUGAGACUUCCACAGGACCUGGCCGAAAACUAUCAAAUGCGGUAAGUUUCCCUCAAGAAUUGGACAACCAAAAAUCUCAAGGUGGAAGUGGGCAUGCCUUGAAGAUUGAGCAGGACACUACGAAAGGUUCAAAAACAACCAAGAGUAAAUCAAAUCAAGAUUGGAAAGGCUAUAAUUCAGCCUGUGGAGUUGAGUCAAGUGCAGAGACAGUUGGAAAAAGUAAAGUUACGUCUACAGAAGAAACGGAACGAGAACAAGUAGUUUAUGCCACUGUCAAGCUGCCCAAAGCUAAAUCAACGAAAGGGAACAUGAAAAACUUAACACUUGAUCCUAUGGAAUACCGAGAAGGUGGGGAAGAUGAUGAUUCUGAAACAAGUCCUGUCUAUGAGAAUAUUUCUGAGAGAGAAUUUCCAUUUUUCUUCAAGGAGGAAUCAUCUUCCCUCAAAGACAUAGAAAGGCCAACUUACCAAAGAUCAGGGGAGAGUACUGAAGACAAGAACAAAUUUUCUGACUCAGAUUAUGAGAACCUUGCAACUGAAUGGAGUCAUCAAGUUACAGAAGGUGAUUAUGAAAAUGCUCAGGUCAAUCAGAAAAUUGAUGUGUACACAACUGUCGAUCGAAAAAAGAAUAAGGAAAGAGGGGCUUCUCCAAACCCUGAAACCUCAAAGAUCACAAAAGCAAAGCUUCCACCUGGAUUCCAUGAGAUGCUGUCCGAUCUAUACGCUGUAGAACUAAGUAAAACACGAGAUGCAACAGCACCAAGGAAAGAUAAAAUACAACAGCACCAAGGAAAGAAAAAGACAGGAAAAGAUUGUGAGGUGAAGACAUGA
Pristis pectinata (smalltooth sawfish) is the source of this 1643-nucleotide messenger RNA. Its product is annotated as docking protein 5-like. The transcript has 5 exons. Gene Ontology annotation, biological process: cell surface receptor protein tyrosine kinase signaling pathway; positive regulation of MAPK cascade. The coding region runs from base 15 to 1643 and encodes 542 amino acids. Gene Ontology annotation, cellular component: cytoplasm. The record is from RefSeq and is a predicted model, not a curated record. Lineage: Eukaryota; Metazoa; Chordata; Chondrichthyes; Rhinopristiformes; Pristidae.